UAGCUGUGUUUGUUUGGCUUCACUGCGCUACUUUGACUUGCGUGAAAGCUGCAGGAUGAAGCUCAGGGUGAGAAUCGACAAACAGACCCGCAGACUGGAGCUGGACGGACCAGAACCGACCCUGUCGGAGCUCAGUGCCCGGGUCAGAGACGCCCUGCUGCCUCAGUGCGGACUGGGAUCUAAUGUGGAGUUCAGUCUGUCUCUGAACGGGAAGGCGGUUCUGCUGGACACGGGACAGACGCUCUCCUCGUGUGGGGUUGUUUCUGGCGAUAUGAUCACUGUGAUUUUGCCCCAGCAAACACAAACUGCCCCAGAAACCCCGAGCGGAGCAGAAGCUGCCCUGACAAACACACCCACAUCCAGCGAGGAGGCUGAACCCGGCGGUGGAGCAGACAGCAGCAGUGUGAGGGAUUCUGGGAUGGAGGAGUGGAUGGAGGAUGAGGAGGGUGUGUCUCCGCCGCUGCUGUGCUGUGAGACGGAGGAUGGAGUGAUUCCUCACACGCUGGAGCGCCUGCUGGACUCGUCCAGCUGCAGAAACCCGUCCGAUUGUCUGAUGCUGGCGCUGCAUCUGCUGCUGCUGGAGACCGGCUUCCUGCCACAGGGUUGUAAUGUGAACUCGGGCGAGAUGCCGAUUGGCUGGCAGGCAGCAGGAGGCGUGUUCAGACUUCAGUAUUCCCACCCACUUCUGGAGAGCAGCCUGGUGUCAGCGGUCGCCGUGACGAUGGGCCAAACGCUCGUCAUUAAUGCUGUUCUUAAGAUGGACAAGAUUAUGGAGAAUUCACGCAAGCUGGUGCUGAAACCAGAUGAUUAUGUGACGGCUGAUUGGGCAGGUGGCUGCGCAGGCGUCGUCUACACAGACUUACGCAGACUGUCUCGUCUCUUUAAAGAUCAGCUGGUGUAUCCGCUCAUGGCCGCCGCCAGACAGGGUGAUCAUCAUGAUUAUUGCUCUCUCUCAGUGCUAGCAUCACGUGUGUCAUACAGAGGGUUUACUGAUUGUUUUGCAGUGUGUUUUCCUGCAGGAAAUCAACACAGAGACACUGACUGGAAGGAGCUUUACAGAAAGAAGUUUAAGCAGAGGAAGGAGAAUGAGCGCCGGGGCAGAUGCCGCUUUUUCCCGUCCCAUGUGCCCCCAAUUUUCCCGCUCACCCCCGUCCCGUCCGCUCCGCUUCCCUUUCCUCCGUACCCUCCCGGCAUCAUCGGCGGAGAUUAUGACCAGGCGCCCGUCAUCCUGCCCCGCCCACGCUUCGACCCCAUUGGCCCACUCCCCGGUCAUCUGCCAGGAUUGGGCGUUCCGAUUGGCCGACGGAGCCUGAGGCCGGCAGACAUCAGGAGAGGUUUCAUCUGAACUUGACCUUCAGCACUUGAAAUGCUUCUUUUUCCAAACAGAUAGAGGGCACACGAUUUUGAUGGUCUUAUUUUUUUGUUCUCUGCUAAUUAAAGCAUUCCUGGGACAUUCAGACCGACAAACACAACGCGAAUAUUCUUUAAAGGGGUCAUCGGAUGCCCAUUUUCCACAAGCUGAUAUGAUUCUUUAGGUUCUUA
Messenger RNA from Sinocyclocheilus anshuiensis, 1542 nucleotides. RefSeq names its product F-box only protein 7-like. Bases 56 to 1345 code for a protein of 429 amino acids. Gene Ontology annotation, molecular function: protein kinase binding. Gene Ontology annotation, biological process: positive regulation of autophagy of mitochondrion. The transcript is spliced from 9 exons. The record is from RefSeq and is a predicted model, not a curated record. Lineage: Eukaryota; Metazoa; Chordata; Actinopteri; Cypriniformes; Cyprinidae.